AACGAUUUCCUCCAUGAUUGUACCGGAUAAACUAAAUGACUACCUAUGUUUUUGUCAUUAGGCCUACUUGUAAUCAUCAUAUUCAGUUCGCAAAUGUAAAAGUAUGAUCCGAGCAGGCGAUCAGACAUGAUAAACCGUCACGAUUAAAGUGGGUGGAAGUUAAAUGAGCCUUUCAAGCUGUGGACCUGAGAAUUUGUCCCACACGGGGACCGACGCUUAUCUCACACCAUCUGAAUACUUAACAUUUUAUUUCAACUGGUUUGUCUGUGCCAUCGACGUGUAGACCCAAACGCAAAUUUUUAAAUAAGGAUGGUGGAGGGAAAAACGAGUUUCAAAGAGCGCACUUGGGGGUCUUGGGGGGUUGAUUCGAUGCCUUGACGACUGCCUAGAAACCGCUAACGUAAAGAGACCACGGGAGUCGCAAACAAGAGUGUGGCGGCACAGGAGGCUGGCUGGGAGGCUUUGUGUGUGGAGGAGACCUGGAAUCCGGAGAGGGAGGCGUAGGUCCGUUGGAGAAGAGGGAAUACGGAAAUACGCAGACGGAGAGAUACAAACGCGGGGAUUUUUUAAUGAACGCGUUGGAAAGGAGCUACCUGUGAAUAUGACUGUAAGAACCGGGAUCCUGCUCUUCACCUCCGAGGACUGAGCGUCCAUGUGCGUGUUUCACUGCUUCUGCCACAAAGUAAUCAGAUCCAGGGUGUUUGAGAGAAUAUCGGGCAAAGCACAGCGCAAACCACACGCCGCCGGAGAGGAACACACUGCCCGGUGGGUCUCAUACUGCGUCUGAUCACAGCGUCUGCUCACUCUCUGACCAGGCAGGGUGAAGCGAUGGACCCCGAGGUUCCUCAUGGGCAAGGCAUCACCGGGACUUUCGUUUUGUGACCUGGCAACGAGCUGCACAAGUUUUCCGAGCCUGUGACCAUGGUGCCCCUGUGAGGCUCCGCCAGACGUUGUUGUUGCUCCCCUCCCCCCAGUGUUAUGUGAGACCAUGCUUCGCUUCGUGCCCCUGAAGCUGGGCCGUCUCUACCGCUGCCUGAAGCUGUUGCUGCUGCUGGGACUGUCCGUGGUGCUCUUUAUGAACACCCACAGCCUGCUGGCUUCCUUCCAGAAGAAUGAACUGGCCGACCGCCGGUUCCUCGGCCUCAACAAGUGUCCCGGCUGCUUCGGCACCAGCUGGUGUCGCAAGUUUAUGAACGGGCAGCUGUCCUUCGAGACGUGGGGCCGCCUCCGCUUCCUGGAUGUCUUCAACGUCAAGAACGUCUACUUUGCGCAGUAUGGCGAGCCAAGGGAAGGCACCAGGCGCGUGGUCCUCAAACGCCUGGGCUCCAACCAGGAGCUUGCUGACAUUGACCAGAAGAUCUGCAAGCGAGCCACAGGCCGGCCACGCUGUGACCUCGUCCAGGCCAUGUACAAGACGGAGUUUGCACGUCUUAAUGGCGAUGUUCGGCUGCUCACCCCUGAUGUGGUAGAGGGCUGGUCGGAUCUGGUGCACUGUCCCUCCCAGAGGCUGCUGGACCGGCUGGUCAGGAGGUACGCCGAGACCAAAGACUCGGGCAGCUUCCUGCUCAAGAACCUGAAGGACACGGAGAGGAUGCAGCUGCUGAUGACCUUGGCGUUUAAUCCGGAGCCGUUGGUGUUCCAGAGUUUCCCGUCCGACGAGGGCUGGCCUUUCGCAAAGUACCUGGGUGCGUGUGGCCGAAUGGUGGCGGUGAAUUACGUGGGCGAGGAGCUGUGGAGCUUCUACAACGCCCCCUGGAGGAAGCGCGUGGACCUGGCCAAGCAGCUGAUGGACAUUGCCGAGCAGCUCACCAACAAUGACUUCGACUUCGCGCUCUACUUGCUCGACGUCAGCUUCGAUAACUUCGCCGUGGGGCCCCGCGACGGCAAAGUCAUCGUGGUGGAUGCCGAGAACGUGGUGGUGGUUGACAAGCGGCUAAUACGGCAGAACAAGCCAGAGAAUUUCGACGUGUGGUACGAGAGCCGUUUCGAGGAGUGUGAUCGCGAGGCUUGCCUGUCCUUCUCCAAAGACGCCCUCUGCUCGCACGUCACCGUCGACCACAACUACUAUGCCAUCUGCCAGAACCUGCUGUCUCGCUACGCCACGUGGCGCGGCACUCGGGGGGGGCUCCUGCACGACCCCCCUGCCGAAGUGGCCCGGGACGGCCAGCUGGAGACCUUGCUGGACGAGUGCGCCAACCCCAAGAGACGCUACGGCCGCUUCAGGGCUGCCAAGGACCUGCGUUUUUACCUCGAGCAGCUACUCAGCGCUGCUAGGUAAUGAACGUAGUGGCCACGCCCCCACCCCGGUCAGUAUGCCCUCCACCGGACUGAAGGUGGCACUGUUCGCCCUGCCUCACCUCAGACCUCGAGCAGGAUGUCCACUUUCUGGGACACUUCAGUUCCCAGAAUUCCACUGCUGGCACUAACCCUAAGCUGUACUAGCAUAUCCAUGCCUAACAAGCCACUCAUACCCAGUUCACCUGUUUAUACACACCACCCCCAUGUGUCCAAUAGGCAGGACCCUCCUGACUCUAAUCAGAGCAUACAAUGAUACAAUCUGUACCAGAAAUCCAGCUGGAUCUUGAGCUUGUCCUCAGUGGCUGGCUUUAAAUCAACAGACCCCACCCCCCCUCCCCCCCCUACCAAGACCAUUCUAAGACCAGGCAAUCAUUUUAAAGGAAAGCGGUGAGGAUCAAGAAGUGCAUUUAUGGUAACAGAAAGAGCAUUGUGAAGCCCCAUUUAUUUGAGACGUUAGACGCGUACACCAAAGAAUCAGGAAUUAAGGAAGGAGCUGCGUGUUGUAUGAGAACUCCUCCGGGCAUUCACCCAGCCUGUGGAGGAGCUCCGCGCCAGUGCAUCAUGAGGUCUGCGCCCCUUUGGGUGUGUGUGAGGUCCUUCUCUACUCCAGUCUCACCAUGACGGCUUUGGUUGUCUCUCCCCCCCCUCCCCCAGGCAUGUUCAGGCCCCCACACCUUUGAUAAAUCACCUGCAUUACUCUGCUCUCUCGCCAGAACUGUGGGGGGGCUUUGGUCGGAUGCUCCAGGAGCCCCGCGUUCCUGCUCUCGGUUAAGUGGGUCGUCCUGGAUGAUGCCUUACUUACGUGUGACAAGGUUGGGGGCGGAGGGCUGACCAACUUUGCGUAAGGCGCUGCGGUAAAUCGGCCUGUUUGCAGCCCAGUAAGAUCUGCUGCAUCAUCCAAAACCGCAGUGAGCCCCCCCCCACCCCAACACCACUACCACAGACACUCUGAAAAAACGGCGGAAGUAUCGGGUGUCAUGCUCAGCCGUCUGUGAGCUCAGGGGAGACCCGUCCAGCUCACUCUGAAAAAGCAAUAAACUUUAUUUUGGAAACGUGAUGCUAGAAUAGAUUAUAUAUCUCCCCCCCCGGCCCCCCUCCCACCCCUGAUGUGCCUGGUUCGCAUUAAUGACCGUCUGCUUUUGUACUUGUAAUUUCUCGUUCGAUUACAAUCAGCACAGUCUGAUUUUCCUGUGCCUUUCAUUCAAAGUUGUACAAACAACUUUUAGUGGGUUUAAUUAUUAAAAUACAUGAAUAUGCACACUGA
This is a messenger RNA of Brienomyrus brachyistius, 3562 nucleotides long. RefSeq names its product divergent protein kinase domain 2Ab (gene dipk2ab). The record is from RefSeq and is a predicted model, not a curated record. The transcript is spliced from 4 exons. NCBI's taxonomy places the organism in Eukaryota, Metazoa, Chordata, Actinopteri, Osteoglossiformes, Mormyridae. The coding region runs from base 989 to 2278 and encodes 429 amino acids.